AUGAACACCUCCCAUUUCCCCGCUUCCCUCUUCCCAGAGUUCCUACAGGGUAAGAAUGGGACCAAUCCUUUGGGUUUCCUCUACAACUUCUCUGAUGGCUGCCAGGAUUCGGUGGACCUGUUGGUUUUCAUCAUCACCACCUACAGCAUUGAGACCAUCUUGGGGGUCCUGGGAAACCUCUGCUUGAUAUAUGUGACCACAAGGCAGAAGGAAAAGUCCAACGUGACCAACCUGCUCAUUGCCAACCUGGCCUUCUCUGACUUCCUCAUGUGCCUGAUAUGCCAGCCACUCACAGCCACCUACACCAUCAUGGACUACUGGAUCUUCGGUGAGGUCCUUUGCAAGAUGCUAACUUUCACCCAGUGUAUGUCGGUGACAGUCUCCAUCCUUUCAUUGGUCCUUGUGGCCUUGGAGAGGCACCAGCUCAUCAUCCAUCCAACGGGCUGGAAGCCCAGCAUUUUCCAGGCUUACCUGGGGAUUACGAUCAUCUGGUUCAUUUCUUGCUUCCUGUCCUUGCCCUUCCUGGCCAACAGCAUCUUGAGUGACCUCUUCCACCGCAAUCACUCUAAGGCGGUGGAGUUUUUGGAGGACAAAGUGGUCUGCAUUGUAUUCUGGUCCUCAGACCAUCACCGCCUCAUCUACACCACCUUCCUGCUGCUCUUCCAGUACUCUGCCCCUCUGGUCUUCAUUCUGGUCUGCUACGUACGCAUCUACCAGCGCCUGCGGAGGCAGAGGCAGGUGUUCCGCAGGGACGCUUGCGGCUCACGAGUGGGGCAGAUGAAGCGGAUCAAUGGCAUGCUCAUGGCAAUGGUGGCUGCCUUUGCGGUGCUCUGGCUGCCUUUGCAUGUGUUUAACACCCUGGAGGACUGGUACCAGGAGGCCAUACCCGCUUGCCAUGGCAACCUCAUCUUCUUGAUAUGCCAUAUGCUUGCCAUGGCUUCCACCUGUGUUAACCCUUUCAUCUACGGCUUUCUCAACACCAACUUCAAGAAGGAUGUCAAGGCCCUGGUGCUGACCUGCCAUUGCAGGUCACCCAGAGGGGAGUCUGAGCAUCUGCCCCUGUCCACUGUGCACACGGACCUCUCCAAAGGAUCUCUGAGGCUGGGAAGCAAGUCUAACUUCAUAUAG
Messenger RNA from Chionomys nivalis (European snow vole), 1128 nucleotides. RefSeq names its product neuropeptide Y receptor Y4-2 (gene Npy4r2). The transcript has a single exon. Gene Ontology annotation, biological process: G protein-coupled receptor signaling pathway. Bases 1 to 1128 code for a protein of 375 amino acids. Gene Ontology annotation, cellular component: neuron projection; plasma membrane. Gene Ontology annotation, molecular function: pancreatic polypeptide receptor activity; neuropeptide binding. Lineage: Eukaryota; Metazoa; Chordata; Mammalia; Rodentia; Cricetidae. The record is from RefSeq and is a predicted model, not a curated record.